Messenger RNA from Closterium sp. Naga37s-1, 975 nucleotides. NCBI's taxonomy places the organism in Eukaryota, Viridiplantae, Streptophyta, Zygnematophyceae, Desmidiales, Closteriaceae. The record is from the annotation of a GenBank genome assembly.
AUGGUCGUGAUGGCGCGUUACGCCGGCGAGUCGGGCAUGCGGCCUUUUCUGUCAAUGGAUGGUGAUGCGGCGUCAGCAGUAAGCGGCGACGCAGUGGGCGACACCAUCGACGACGCAGUGAGCGACGCUGGCGAGGAAACGUUUCUCUUCCCCACGCCUCCGCGCAGCCCACGCGAAGGCUCCAGCGCGGCGCUCGGAUUCCGCCACCGCCGCCGCUGCAACUCGUUCAGCGGAGCUCAAGAGCUUCCGAGGAGGUGCGGAGUCGGUGGCGCUCCGGAGUCCCUGGAUGGUGCUACUAACGGGGAUAUUGCCUAUCAUGGAGCUACUAACGGGGGUAUCGGUUAUCAUGGAGCUACUAACAGGGUGUUUCGUUAUCCUGGUGGUGAAGGUAUCACACGCAGUGCAGAAGAACGUUGUGACCUACCACGCCUACCCCGCCCGUCUGCAACGCAUUAUUCUGCACCUCCCGCGGCUGCCAUCGCCGUUACUGCAGCUGCCGACUCUGCUGCUGUUGCUGCUGGUGCCACGUCACCGCUACCUGCCGAAACAAUGGGGCGGCCGGAUCAGAUCUACGGCUCUAAAUCCAACGCCAUGUGGCCUCGCAGUCAGAGCCACUCCGCAGUAGUGGGGCGACGAGAUUCGAGUGAUGGCUCUGAUACCAUGGGGGGACAGCGCCUGGGCCGGCACCGGCGCAUACGCGCCAUGCUCUCUGAAGGCUCCACACACUGGCCCUGCCUUCCCUGCCUCCUUAUCACCGACAUCACCCCUCUCUCCUCCUCCCUUGUCGUCUCCUCCCUUGUUUCCUCCCGUGUCUCCUCCUCCCUUGUCUCCUCCCUUGUCUCCUCCUCCCUUGUCUCCCCCACCACGGUCCCUGCUGUCAUCCUCAAAGCCCAUCUCUCUGCCGACACCCUCAAAACCUACCCCUCAACUGUCACGUUCCAAACCUGUCACCGGCCGCUCAGCUUCGGGUUUUGA